Thalassophryne amazonica is the source of this 565-nucleotide messenger RNA. RefSeq names its product NOP16 nucleolar protein homolog (yeast) (gene nop16). The transcript is spliced from 7 exons. Gene Ontology annotation, cellular component: nucleolus. The record is from RefSeq and is a predicted model, not a curated record. Gene Ontology annotation, biological process: ribosomal large subunit biogenesis. The coding region runs from base 30 to 548 and encodes 172 amino acids. Lineage: Eukaryota; Metazoa; Chordata; Actinopteri; Batrachoidiformes; Batrachoididae.
CAAGUAAACAUUUAUAGACAUUUGUAGACAUGGGAAAACUCAAAAAAUCAAGUAAAAGAAACACAUUUGAUUACAGUCGAGACAGGAAGCGACUGAAGAAACAGUUCGUGAAAAAAUACGCUCCGAGGAUUGAACAUCAACAGAUCCGCAAUGCGUGGAAUGACAAGAGCUCUGUUGCCAAAAACAUGCAGGACAUGGGCCUAAGUUUUGAUCCAAACCGAACCAUACCUGUGAAGAAACAGGCGAUCAUCGGUGCAGCAACACAUACGACGGCUUCAGAAAACAUUGUGACCAAGCCCUACGUUCUCAGGCAGCUGGAGGAAGAGGCCAGUCGUCCUGUCAAAGACACCAAGACUUUGUCUUCUGACCUGAUAGCGUACGUUCAGCACAUGAUCCGAGAACACAAUGACAACUACAAGGCAAUGGCGAGAGAUGAGAAGAACUACUACCAGGACACGCCCAAACAGAUCAGCAGGAAGAUCAAGGAGUACAAACGCUGCUACCCUGACCAGUAUGCAGCCUUCAUCAGCUCGCUGGCUGCUAAAUAACUCCUCAUCCUCUCUGG